This is a messenger RNA of Dendronephthya gigantea, 586 nucleotides long. RefSeq names its product leukocyte cell-derived chemotaxin-2-like. Bases 129 to 362 code for a protein of 77 amino acids. The transcript has 3 exons. The record is from RefSeq and is a predicted model, not a curated record. NCBI's taxonomy places the organism in Eukaryota, Metazoa, Cnidaria, Anthozoa, Malacalcyonacea, Nephtheidae.
UCGUAUAGCGUAUCAAAAUAUUCAUAAAUAUUAAGUGUUGUGUUUUUUUAAACAUCCUGUAUAAGUGCGGUCAUUAUAUCGAUGAAAAGCCAUUUCAAGCUAGAAGAUUAAAUUUUAGCAGAUCAAAGAUGUUUGGAGUUGUUAAGAUCGUUGUUAUAUUCCUAGUCUUUGCAGAUAAUGCGGUUGAAUGUUUUAAACUUGGUCAGCUUUGCAGCUCAAAUGGUAGAAAUUUAAUCCGUGAAUGUGACAGUCAGGGUUGUGGUGAUUUCGGAACACCAAGAGGUUCUCGUACACACAAUGGUGUCGACAUAAUUUGCAAACCAGGGAGUUCUGUCAUGACACAAUUUGCUGCGAAGAUCUGACGAAAAUCACGUUCUUAUUCAAACAACAACAAACCAUAUAACAAUGGAUUGUAUAUUCAAGGAAGCGGAGAAGCCGAAGGUAUCAUCUCUCUCACAUUAACAACCAAAUUCAUAUUAGGCACGGGAAAUUCAUCUUAGACAGGAAAGUUGAUUGUAAAAACCCGUCUUAAUAUGACUUGGAAUGGAUAUAAAAUUUACACGUGUAAUGGGUCGGGUAAUGCUAA